AUGGCAGCUCAUCCACGCAGGAGACUAUGGCAGCUAAUCCACACAAUGAGGCUAUGGCAGCUAAUCCACACCAGGAGUCAGCUCGUCCACGCCAGGAGUGGCAGCUCAUCCACUCUAGAAGACUAUGGCAGCUCAUCCACUCUAGAAGACUAUGGCAGCUCAUCCACUCUAGAAGACUAUGGCAGAUCAAGACUAUGGCAGCUCAUCCACACCAGGAGACUAUGGCAGCUCAUCCACUCUAGAAACUAUGGGAGCUCAUCCACUCUAGAAGACUAUGACAGCUCAUCCACUCUAGAAGACUAUGGCAGCUCAUCCACUCUAGAUAACUAUGAGAGCUCGUCCACUCUAGAAGACUAUGGCAGCUCAUCCACUCUAGAAGAAAAUGCCAGCUCAUCCACUCUAGAAGACUAUGGCAGCUCAUCCACUCUAGAAGACUAUGGGAGCUCGUCCACUCUAGAAGACAAUGGCAGCUCGUCCACUCUAGAUGACGAUGGCAGCUCGUCCACGCCAGGAGAAUAUGGCAGCUCGUCAACACUAGAAAACUAUGGGAGCUCAUCCACUCUAGGAGACUAUGGCAGCUCAUACACGCUGGAGACAAUGGCAGCUCAUCCACGCCAGGAGACUAUGGCAGGAGACGAUGGCAGCUCGUCCACGCCAGGAGACUAUGGCAGCUCGUCCACUCUAGAAGACUAUAGCAAGUCAUCCACGCCAGGAGACAAUGACAGCUCGUCCACACCAGGAGACUAUGACAGCUCGCCCACGCCAGGAGAAUAUGGCAGCUCAUCCACUCUAGAAGACUAUGGCAGCUCAUCCAAUCUAGAAGACUAUGGCAGCUCAUCCACUCUAGAAGACUAUUGCAGCUCAUCCACUCUAGAAAACUAUGGGAGCACAUCCACUCUAGGAGACUAUGGCAGCUCAUCCACGCAGGAGACUAUGGCAGCUCAUCCACGCCAGGAGACUAUGGCAGGAGACUAUGGCAGCUCGUCCACGCCAGGAGACUAUGGCAGCUCAUCCACUCUAGAAGACUAUGGCAGCUCAUCCACUCUAGAAGACUAUGGCAGCUCAUCCACUCUAGAAGACUAUGGCAGAUCGUCCACGCCAGGAGAAUAUGACAGCUCAUCCAUUCUAGAAGACGAUGGCAGCUCGUCCAUGCCAGGAAAAUAUGAAGACUAUGGCAGCUCAUCCACUCUAGAAGACUAUGGCAGCUCAUCCACACCAGGAGACUAUGACAGCUCAUCCACUCUAGAAAACUAUGGGAGCUCAUCCACUCUAGAAGACUAUGGCAGCUCAUCCACUCUAGAAGACUAUGGCAGCUCAUCCACUCUAGAAGACUAUGGGAGCUCGUCCACUCUAGAAAACUAUGGGAUCUCAUCCACUCUAGAAGACUAUGGCAGCUCAUCCACACCAGGAGACUAUGGCAGCUCAUCCACUCUAGAAAACUAUGGGAGCUCAUCCACGCAGGAGACUAUGGCAGCUCAUCCAUUCUAG
Molecule: messenger RNA, 1488 nt
Organism: Oncorhynchus masou masou (cherry salmon)
Lineage: Eukaryota; Metazoa; Chordata; Actinopteri; Salmoniformes; Salmonidae
Exons: 5
Coding region: 1-1488 (495 amino acids)
Source: RefSeq, a predicted model, not a curated record